Messenger RNA from Gryllus bimaculatus (two-spotted cricket), 5155 nucleotides. Lineage: Eukaryota; Metazoa; Arthropoda; Insecta; Orthoptera; Gryllidae. The record is from the annotation of a GenBank genome assembly.
AUGGAGCAGGGCCCGGCGCGGCCGCUGGCGCGCAUAAUGUCAGACGGGCGACAUCAAAGAACGCGCGCGCCUCGCGUUGCAAGGCCGGCGCCCGCUUUGAUAAGAAGCGCCUGUUGGGUGGCGGCGGGCGGGCGGGCGGGCGGGUGCGUGGGGGCGCGUAUAAGUGGCGUUCGCGAGGCGGCUCGCGCCAUUCACACGCGAGUGCGCUGGCGGUGCGUCCGCCGUCGCAGAGGCAGCAGCAGACGGCAGCAGCGGCGUGGGCGACGCGAGGCGAGGAGGGGCCAUAGGGCAGAGGUCGGCCGGCUGAAGCCGCGCGCAGGAGACGUUCGUCCCGUGGCGUCCCGUCCGCCCGCGGGCGGUGGCCGGGGAGGAGGAGGAGGAGAAGCAGGAGGAGGCAGUAUGCGCGCCGCAGUCGCGGCCGCCAUGUCCACCUUCCUGUACACGCUGCUGGGGCUGGCGGCGGGGUCGUCGCUGCACUGCGCCGAGCGGAGGGACAUCUCGCCCUGCUCGUGCCGCGCGCAGGAGCCCGGCCAGCCGCUCAAGGUGGCGUGCGAGCGCGUGGCGGGGCUGAGUGCAGUGUUGGCGGCGCUGGCAGGCCGCUUCCCACCGGAGACGGAGGUGGCGCUCCGGGUGGCGUAUUCGGAACUUCACGACCUCCCGGCGCACACCUUCCAGCAGCUAGGACUCUCAAUCCACACCCUCAUGCUCAACCACGACAAUUUAAGCGCGCUGCCGGAGGAGGCCUUCUCGGGGCUGGGGCGCACGGAGUACUUGAGCCUGGCGGACAACGUGCUGACGCUGGUGCCGCGCGCCGCGCUGCGCCACAUGCCGCGCCUGCGCACGCUCGACCUGGGCCGCGGCGCCGUCGCCGCGCUCCACCACGGAGACCUCCAGGAGCUGGAGGCGCUGGAGGAGCUGCAGCUGGGCCACAACCGGCUGCGCGAGCUCAACGGGUCGCUGCUGCCGCUGCGCGCGCUGCGCUGCCUCAACCUCACGCACAACCGCUUCGAGCGCUUCUCGCUGCGCGAGAUUCUGGGGCUGCGCCGGCUCUUCGUCAUCGACCUGUCGGCCAACAACAUCAGCGCGCUGGCCGGCCACGUGGCGCAGAACGUGGUGGACGCCGAGACGCGCGUGGUGGAGCUGCGCCUCGAGCACAACCGCCUGCGCGCGCUCGACGGCGCGCUCAUGGGGCUGCACGGCCUGCAGCGCCUCAACCUCAGCCACAACCUGCUCGAGCAGAUCAUGCCCGACGACCUCAUCGGCCUCGAGGGCCUGCGCGUGCUCGACAUCUCCUUCAACCGGCUCAAGACGCUCGAGGAGACCUCCAAGACUUUUCUCCCAUCUUUGGAAGGUCUAUUUGCAUCCAACAAUCUAUUGACAUCAUUGCAGCAAGAUUUUCACGGCUUGCCGACUUUAUGUUGGGCUGAUCUAGCCAAUAACCAGAUCGAGACCAUUGGUCGCGAAUUAGCUGCUAAAACAAGAUGCCGCAUCCAUGGAGUUCUGGGCACUCUCAGAAUAUAUUUGUACGAAAACCCCGUGCGUUGUGACACCAACUUAAUCGAGACAGUUGUGGCAAUGGAAGCGAACUUCACCAAAUUGUAUGGCCUCGCACCAUGUGUUGCGGAGAACCUGACUACUUCAGUUGCCGCUUAGAAGAGGAUGAGGAUAUGUGACAACACAUCUCACGCAAAUGCAGACACAGGAAUUACACACAAAUCUUACUAAUUGUUCUGUUUACGCCACAGUAUUGUGAAACAGAUUCAUGAUGAUCAAAUCUUACGAACACAUUUUUAUUGACUAGAGAUUUCUCAUACAGAGACUUCCAUUUUCUGUAGUGAAUUUUGCUGUGGAGUACGAAGGGGUAUUAGUAAGGUAUGUUACGAUAGUAGCUUAAGUUGAAGUAUAAUGAGGCAUCCAAAAAUAUUAGUAUAAUAUCCUUUCCAUGAACAUUAUUGUUUAAUAAUGAAAUUGUGUGGGAAACUUACCUUGCGACAGAAUUGUUUAGCAAAUUAAAGAUAUACAACGCCUCGUUUAUGAAACCCAUAUUAUGUGUCAUUUUGUAUCAUCAAGUGAUCACAAGAAUUUUAAAUUGGAACUAGGAAAAAGUUUUGUUUUUCAUGACAAAUAGUGAGGUAUUCUCUUAAAUAUGUUAUUAGUCCAGUUUAUCACUUGCCACCAAAUGCUUGUUUCUUAUUGUAGAAACGCAAAGCGAAUAGUACGCUAGUAAAGCACGUCAAGUGUGCUUGUAAGACGCACGGGUGCUGGACGCGUGCCAAAGCCUGAGGCCCCGCCAAGGCCAUAGCCAAGUGCUUGUCGCAUGCGACAGAUGAGGUCGGGAGAAGGAAAUGUCUGGAAGCAGACAUUCAGGUGCUCGGUGGUGUCUGUCAACUUGUCGCAAGAAGCUCUUGUGGUGCCUUCGGUGACGCAAGAGGUGUUCAGAUGAAAGUGAUCUCGCCUCCAUUCAAGGACGAGCAUCAAGCGCGGACCCUUCCAACGCAUUGUAGGUACGCUUAUCAAGGCAGUUUGGUCAACCACUUGUCGUUUUCAUAAAAUAAUGAUAAAUGGGAGCAAAACUCAUUUUAUUCUGGUCGUAAUAAAAAAUAAACAAUUUGUGGCUUUAGAUAAUAUAAAUAUGAUACUAUAAAAUCAAGUCAUUCACAUUAUUUUUGUCCCAAACUGGCUGAUAUUUCCAAAAUAAAAGGUUUAGUAGACGUUUUAGCUUAAUUGUUCAUCGCUAGACUGAUUAAUUUUGCCACCAUUGGGUAUCCGUUCUCUAGUUUGAGAAACAAUUUUUAUUAGUGUGAUAUUGAGCAUUUCUCGAUUUCACAAAACCGUAUCCGUGCGUACAUUCCCGAAACUUAAUUCUUUCUUCUCCGUUUAAAAAAAUAUACUACUGAUUGUAUGAAGAAGGGUUUUUAUUUUUGUUUUAAAUAAAAUUUUGUUCCGUUGAAAUCGUUGGAACGGCCAUUCUACUUUGAUAGGCUUGGAUCAUUAGGCAAAAUUAUUUAAAUUACUUCCGAAAAAAUACAAUUAAACUACGUUUCGAUUUUGUUCAGUUUUGUCCCGGACCAAAUGUGGAGGAUGCAAGAUUCACCUCAAUCGUGCCUUAGCGACGUUUCUCAGGUUGCCCGGAAAGGAAAUUAAUGUAAUCCUUGGGGAAGAAGCAACCGAGGAUUGUAUUUUAAUUUCUUGUGAAGUAUUCGUAAUCCAUUUUCCUUCAGAACUUACAAGUAUAUUCUGAAGAGGUAUUUAGUAGUAGAGAAUUAAUAAAUGGCAUUGCUAAUUACGCUUUAGAUCUUUAAUGAUUCAAUUUUUAAAACUACCAACAUGCCUUCAUGAUUUUAUUUCUUAUAUUUCAAUAUCACUUUGAGUUUAAUUUUCCGCAAGAAAAAUUUCAGCUUUUAAAAAACAUGUGCAAUAAAAAUAUUGUUUUCUUUUAACCCCCUCACCUACACUUGGAAGCAGAACAUUUGACUCCAUUAAGUACAAGCAUGCAUUAAACCUUUUCAUUCCAAGAUCUAGAUUUGUUACACGUACCCUUUACAAACCUAAUGAAUAAAAUAAUUAAAAUCAAUUUAGAACAGAAGUAAAAUAUUUUUAUAGUACCAAAAAGUAAGAGUUUAUUUUAAAUGUGAAAGAUUCACCUGAUAAUCAGAGGUUAGUGCAGAUAUUUAAAUAAAAUAUAUUAUGUUUAGUAUGUGAUUAAAUUGCUUUUCUCACUUUCAAAGUAUUUUAUACCAGAAUUUGAUAUUUACAUAUCCACGUUCACAGUACAUAUUUCUUUCAAGGUUCCUUUCUUCUAUUUGUACAUGUUUCACGCGAGCAUAUUUCUUCUCUACUUUUCAUUUACCUAUAUUUAUCUGCAUAAGUUUUUGAAAAAUCCAUAACUAAAUGAAAAUUAGCAGUGCCAUUAGAGAUCUUAACAUUGCAAUUGUGCUGAAACUUUUUAUAACAUGUUAACUACUUAAAAGCAUGCGCUGACAUUUCAUAAUCACUUACGUGUUUUAAGACAAGGAUCAAUAACAAUGUUAGCUUUGACAGAUGAUGUAGUCUUAACAUUGUUCAUUUUAUGCAAAUAUGCCUUCGUACAUUAUGCGAGGCAAUCCAUAUAAUUGUACUAUGGAGUCAAGAAAUAAACAUUUGCUAUUGACAUUUGAGCUUUUUCUCAAUCUGAAGUGCACGUCAUCUGGUUCUGCAAGAUGCCGACAAAAAUUCUAUUGUAAAAUUUUCUUUGUUUUAUUAAUGCCGGCCAAAGGCCCCGAAUCCAGUCGUUAAAUAAAGAGUGAGCCAGAUCACAUUUUUCUUUAUUUUUUCGUUCGCGCCUGAACAAACAACACUUCAAGUAGGGCACACAGCGAAUAAGAAAUACAAAUCGUUAAUUUAUUUCAAGGAACUGUUUGAAUAGUCGAAUUUGAAGUAGCCAAAAAUGAAAUCUAUUUGUAAAAAGUUCUUAACAUUCUAAAAAGGCCCAGAAUUUCUAAAGUGUCUUCAAUAACGAGUGGUAACAAGAUCACGUAAUUUAGUAAAAAAUAAUACGUUCUUAUUUAUAUUUAAAAUUAUUGCAAAAUCAAACACCGUUCUUCUAUUUAUGUUCUUAUCCCAAAAUUGCACGAUGAAUAUAUUUCUUGACAGUUUGUGUCAGAAACAGAACGAUAUUUUCUUCACAGCACUGCUACAUUUUCUUACACGGAUUCGAGCAGAAGAAGGUCAUCAGUAUUCUUCAAGUGAUUAUAAACAUAAUUUGAUCUUAAUUUAAUAUUAUUCUAUAAAAUAUGGUUAUAGUUUUAUAAAAUUAACAAUUGUUACACUCAAGUAAUAUUGAUUUUGUGGAUUGCUAAAUUGUACUGGUAAUCAGAAGUAAGUUGUAAAUAUAAAUAAAAUAUAUUUUUAAAUUCUUCGUUAACUUGUUAGAACUGAUGUUAAAAACACUGAAAUAAUCUAUGCAGAGAAUGUAUCUGAAUCAAUAUUUGUUUAUGGUCUUGUAUAAUUAUAGAUUACAGUAUUACAGAAUAAGUUUAAAAUAGGUCCAUUAAAAUAAAUAACAUUUCUAAACUAAGCUAUUUUCUUGCUCCUUGAGUGAACUGAGUCAUUAUUUUCCGAAUCAUUUAGAAUUAAAUGACUUCAAUUAACACCAUUCUGAGCGUGAAGUGACAAG